AACGGAAUAUUAAUUGUGAUUAUCUUAAUCAUCGCCAUAAUCCAUCAAUAAUCAAUUCGUUCAAUUUUAAUUGUUCAUAUCGAGCUUAUUUUCCAUAACCAUGAGGAUAAUUACAUUUGGAUUCCUUAUUAUUUUAGGUUUAAUUGUGAAUGAAAUUGAAGCUCAAGGAGCUUAUUAUGAUAAUCGUUAUCCACCUUCACCAGGCCGAAGAUCAAGUUCCUUAACAUAUCGAUCUCGAUCCAGACCACAAUAUGGUUACCGACGAGGUGUCCGUUUCCAAACUGCUCCUCGAGAAGAUGAUGGUCAAGUACAACAGUUGACCGAUUCACCUAAUUCUAUUAACGGUGGAUCGAAUCCCGUUGGAAAUGGAGGAGCAAUUAACGGAAAUGCUCCUCGACCAGAUCAACAAUUAAUGGUUGAAGGUGAUUUAGAUUCAACUACAGUUGCGACUGGACUUGGUGGUGGGUCAUCAUCAUUAUCUCCUGUCUCUCCUUCAUCCCCUGGAGCUUCUAGUGAUUCAGAUGAGCCCACCGGUGGUUCAUCUUAUUCUGAUAAUGGUUCAUCUUUUUCACCAACACCAACAUCAACAUCCACUGGUUCAGUUGAUGAUACUGAAUCUAAUGGACCUGUUGGUUCAUCCGCACAAGGAACUGGUGAUCAACAAGGACCCGCUACCGAUGAUGCUGAUUCUGAGGAACCCGCUCAAGGAGUAAAUCCUACAUCUGAUUCUGGAGUUAAUGGUGUUAAUCAAUCAAAUUUACCAGGAUCAACAAUCUCUGGUUUCCCAACUCAAGGUACUACCCCAAGUGCCUAUUCUGGUACAAAUGGUAACGCCGGUGGUGUUAAAAGGCCAACCAAUGGAAUUGGAUCUCGACCUGCAUCAGGAUCUGGAUUGAGCGGAAAUGGAAAUGGAAACGGAGUAGGAUAUAGCGGUAAUGGCGGUGCAAACAAUGGACAAAAUGGUGGAAGCGGUGUUACUUAUUCCAAUGGUGGUGCCAAUGGAGUUGGAAGUGGUAAUCGAAUGGGCCGAGGUCCAUUAAAUGGUAAUGCUGGUCCAAUCAAUGGAAAUGGUGGUUCACGAACUAAUGGUCAAGGUAAUGGGUCAAAAAAUGGAAAUGGUAACAGAAAUGGAAUCACUUACCCUGGAACCAAUGGUGCCACCAACGGUAUGGGCUCAUCAAGUUCAGGUCAAAAUGGUUUCUCCAACGGCAAUGGAAUUAACUUCCCAGAAUCGUCAAUGGGUCCAUCCUCUGGAUUCCCAAGUGGACCAACCAGUGGAAUCGACUCAUCCAUGGGCAAUGGCGCCAAUGGAAUGAACAUUCCCAAUGGUCCAAGCUCAUCUCAACCUGGAAGUUCAUCUGGAAACGGAGGAAAUGGAGUUUCUGGCUACAGUGGUUCUGGUUCACCAAGUGGUCAUCAUGGAGAUGAUGGUCAAUAUCAACAUGACUCAGGUCACCAUGGAAGUGGUAACCCAAUUGAUUGGCUACGAGAUGCUAUUCGAGGUGAACCCGGACGAGAUUAUCCAAUCCUUUAUUCAGUUCCAAACACACCCUUCAAGUGUGAUGAUGUCGGUUAUCCUGGUUACUAUGCUGAUGUUGAUGCUCAAUGUCAAGUUUUCCACAUUUGUCAAAUGGAUGGACGAAAAGAUUCAUUCUUAUGUCCUAACGGAACCGUUUUCAGUCAACGUAACUUUGUCUGCGUUUGGUGGUACGAUUUUGAUUGUAGUCAAGCUCCAUCACUUUACAAUCUCAAUGAAAAACUCUACAAAGAUGCUGAAGGAAACCCAAUCACAGGAGGAUCAGGUGGAUCCGGAACUGGUUCAGGUUCAGGUUCAGGAACUGGUCAAGCAAUGAUUCCUGCUGGAAGAUCACUUGAUGAUGGUCAAUCUAUUGGCUCAGGUGCUGGUAAUGGUAACGCUAGUCCAGGUACUGGCUCAGGUUCAGGUUCAGGUUCAGGCUCUGGAACUGGAACUGGUGCAAGUUAUGGGGAUAGAACCUCUGGUUCCGGUCCAGUAACUGGCGGAGCUGAUGGUCAAUCAACAAGUGGUGGCUCAAGUGAGCCUAAUGACGCCGAGGGUGAAACAGGAACUGGUGCUGGUGAACCGGGCAUGGGCUCAGUUGAUGGAUCAAUGGGUGGUAUUGAUGGUGGAAUGAAUAAUCUUGGUGCUGAUGGUGGACAAAUCGCUGGAUCAGGUCUUGGACCUAUGGGUGGUACUGGAAGUACCUCUAGUCCUGAUGCUCCAAUCGGCGGUGAUUCUGGUACUUCAAUGGGCGGUGAUUCAGGAGAUUCAGCUGACUCUGAUGAAGGAGUUACUGAUAGUCCAAUUUCAAACAUGGACGAUGGUUCAGUCGAUUCUGGAGUCGAUGGUCAACCUGAAACUGCAACUGAAGGUGUUGGCUCAUAUUCAGCCGAUGGUGAAGUCGUUGGUCCACAAUCUGGCGGAGACUCACCAGUUUCUCAAGGAAAUGGUGGAUCUACUCCCGGUUCAACCAAAGGUAAUCCCUCAUCAUCAUCAUCAUCUUCACCCGCUCCAGGCUCUGACGCUGGAUUAGGUGCUGACGUUGAAACUGAUGUUGCCAAUGGUUCAGGUACUCCCGAAGGCGGAUCAGCAGCCGCUGGAGCCGCUGCAGGAACUGAAGUCACCCCAGCCGAUGAACCUUCAACAAACGGAGGUAAUGUCGCUAGUUAUGGUUCAGUCAAAGGAGCCUCACCUGCAAAUGCUUCACGAUAUCGACUUUCAAAUCGACGAUCAUCUCCAGCUCGAAACUCUCGACUUCGAAAUGUAUCUAGAUCAUCCUCAGCAUCCAGAGGUUCACGAUCUCGUUCAAGGUCAUCAUCUCGAUCAUCAUCUUCACGAAGAAAAGUAGCCGCAUCACCCCGACGAUCCAACUCACCUCGAAAUGCACGAAGAGUCAAUCGAGUUGCUCGAGUGUCUCGAGGUCGUGCAAAUAAUAGGUCACAAUUAAGAAAUCGUAGCUCUGCUCGUCGACGAACAACCAGAUAUCGAAAUAAUGUUCGAUCUCAAAAUUAGAAUCAACAAUUAUUACUAAACAAUUUAAGUAGUUAAGUCAACAAGCUUUCGUAUUCAUUAUCAAGGGAAACAACAAUUAAGCAACAAUUUGGGUUUGGUUUUUGAUAAUUAAUUGAUCGACUCUCAAAGAUAAAGCUCAAUUAUAUAUUCAGUUUAAAUUUAUAAUUAUUUCAUCAAUUGAUCAAUCAAAGUGGACAUAAAAGAAUCAAAUUAAGAGUUAACUCUUUGAUUAUCACAAUUUCAAUUUUUCAUUGCCAAUCAGUGUUGAUGUUAUUUGAUUAAACAUUAAGGAUUUAAACAAUUAACUGUAAAUCCUUUUGUCUCAUCAUCAUCAUCAUAAUUAUCAUCACAAUCACUUAACAAUCAACAAAAUUUUUAAUUCAUCAUAAAAUUUAUAAAAUCAUCUUCAUCCUCCUAAUCAUUAAUGUGAACUUGAAAUUUGCAAUUCAAUUAAUUAAUUGUAUUAACUGCCAAUCCCUUCAAAACUAUUACGAGGUCAAAUUAAUACAUCAACCAUUAAGAUCCAACUUCAUAAUCAAUCACAACAAUUAAAAACUCACUAAUCGACAAAAUCAAUUGUAAGAUUUUAAUUGUGAGCUAUUGUUAAGCAAUUAAUUUUCUUGUUCUCAUUUCUAAUCCCAAUCAUACAAUUUAUAUAAUUCACAAUUAACGAUUAUCAUCAAAUAGCAAAUUUAUUGGUGUAAAAUAUUUUGAUCAUAAUAAAGAUGCCAUAGGAUUUUUGGGUUAA
Panonychus citri (citrus red mite) is the source of this 3779-nucleotide messenger RNA. RefSeq lists its product as uncharacterized. Gene Ontology annotation, cellular component: extracellular region. The record is from RefSeq and is a predicted model, not a curated record. Lineage: Eukaryota; Metazoa; Arthropoda; Arachnida; Trombidiformes; Tetranychidae. Gene Ontology annotation, molecular function: chitin binding. The transcript is spliced from 7 exons. The coding region runs from base 101 to 3031 and encodes 976 amino acids.